Messenger RNA from Bombyx mandarina (wild silkworm), 606 nucleotides. RefSeq lists its product as uncharacterized. NCBI's taxonomy places the organism in Eukaryota, Metazoa, Arthropoda, Insecta, Lepidoptera, Bombycidae. The record is from RefSeq and is a predicted model, not a curated record.
AUGAGUAAAGUUUUAGAUGAUUCCGCGGAUAACUCCAGCAACGAAAACGUAAAACACAAAGGCCUGGUACUAGAAGAACGUUUACAUAAACUUGAAAAACCGAAAUCGAAAUGCAGCAAAUGUUACGAGAACAAACUGGCAAAUCUACACAGAGAGAAGAAUUUAGGCGAAUGCACAAUGCAACUUCAAUUAGUUAAACAUAGGGCUCGGGUGGCUAGAGAAACGACAGACGAAAAUCAGAUCGAAUUGAAUAAAGCAUUAGAUAAAUUGGAAUCUAAAUACAAAGAGAUUGUAGCGAACGUACAAUCAACUGCCAUUCAGAGGCGCAUGCAGGAUCAAAUAGCAUUGGAUUCCAUUCUACAAGCGGCCUGUGGGUUCAAAACCGUUUGUCCGAAUGCUAACAGUCAAUUUUCAGGCAAAACCGUACGCAAUCAAAACCGGACCUGCGACACUGAUAAUGUAUCUAUGCAGCUUAGGGAUAAGGUUGAAAAUAAAUCUGUAGAGGCGGACAGCCUCAUCACUGGAUACAGUUUAGACGGAGAAAGAAUGGAAGCAUUGUUUCAAAGGCUGUAUAUUACUCAGGACGGACGAGGAUCAGUGAAAUAG